Molecule: messenger RNA, 1737 nt
Organism: Lotus japonicus
Lineage: Eukaryota; Viridiplantae; Streptophyta; Magnoliopsida; Fabales; Fabaceae
Exons: 14
Coding region: 117-1580 (487 amino acids)
Biological process (GO): amino acid transmembrane transport
Source: RefSeq, a predicted model, not a curated record
CUGCAGUGACAGUUACAAACCCCAGCUUAACAACUACUAUUACUUACAUUUCAUGUACUUGUUGUGUUGUUUGUUCAAAUUUAAGAAUGUUGAUUUGAGGCAGAGAAACAUAUAAAAUGGUGAUGUUGUCAUCUUCUCCUUUCUUUCAAAUUCCAACUUUUGUGAUCCAACAGAGAAACCAGCAGCAGCUACUCUGGAAGGUUCCUCAAUUUCACCAAACCACCCUUCAAUCCACCUUUUCCACUUCUUUGCAUCUUCCAUGUCAUGUGAGAAGAAAUCUCCACAAAUGCUUCUCACAGAAGCAGUCCCAAGAAGAAGAAGAACAACUAGAGCAAAAAUCUCAAAUUGAGAGGUUGUUCUCAAACCUCAACCAAGCCACUUUGAAGAGGGAGCCUGGAAGCUUAUCCAGUGCAAUUUUCCUGGUGGCAGGCACCACGGUGGGUGCAGGGAUACUUGCAAUUCCAGCAGUGACACAAGAAGCAGGCUUUUUAGCGUCCGCAGUUACUUGCAUUUUUUGUUGGGCAUUCAUGGUUGUGACUGGUUUGCUCGUUGCUGAAGUAAAUGUGAGCACCAUGUGUGAACUAGGUUCUGGUGGUGUAUCAUUGGUAUCAAUGGCCAGAAGAACCUUAGGGGCAGCAGGGGUUCAAAUUUCAUGUUGGUCAUACAUAUUCAUCCAUUAUGCCCUUCUUGUUGCCUAUAUCGCUCGCUCUUCAGAUAUUUUGACAAAAUUUCUUGGCAUUCCCAUAUGGGAAAGUGCAACUUUGUUUUCAUUGAUAUUUGGAGGUAUAUGCUUCUUUGGAAGCCAGCGCUUCAUUGGUGCAGUUAAUGGGGUUCUAGUAUUUGGAAUCAUCAGCUCUUUUGCAGCUCUUGUGGCAGUUGCAAGUGGAGAUAUACACUUGGAUGCUCUUUUGAAAGCCAACUUCCAAGCGGCUCCUAUGAGUUUACCCAUUAUUGCACUGUCAUUUGUUUACCAGAAUGUGGUACCUGUUCUUUGUACAAAUCUUGAAGGAGACUUGUUAAAAGUAAGGAGUGCAAUAAUACUAGGCACUGGUAUUCCUCUUGGUCUGUUUCUCAUUUGGAAUGGUGUUAUCCUGGGAACUGUCACUGACAAUGUAACAGGUCUAGAUCCAAUACAGCAAUUGCGGUCUACGAAUGGAACAAUUGGACCUAUAGUUGAGGCCUUCUCACUUCUUGCAAUUGGUACAUCUUUCAUUGGAUUUGUUUUGGGUUUGACAGACUUCCUUGCAGACUUGCUGAAUCUCCCAACUGGCCAGAAUAAGCCCCUGCCAUACAUACUGACUUUAAUUCCACCACUUUUGCUCUCACUGUUGGAUCCAGAAAUAUUUUUUAAAGCCUUGGACUUCGCUGGAACAUAUGGAGUGUUGGUGUUGUUCGGAGUUAUUCCAGCUGCAAUGUCCUGGUCUGAUAGGAACUCAAAUUCAUCAUCAUCAUCAUCAUCAUCAUCAUCUGUGAAACUUCCUGAACUAGUUCCAGGAGGGAGGAUAACCCUACUACUUGUGCUUGGAGGUUCAGGAUUUGUCAUUGUUUCUGAAUUAAUUGAGAACUUGCAGCACCUAUGAAAAUGUGACAUGGAUAUUUUGAUUCACCUGUGUUUCUGUAUUUUAGUUAUCAUUGAAGGAUUUUAGUUCUACUGUGUACAUAUUCCAAUUUUUUCCUUUUGACCCUCAGAUUAUGUGGCUGUGAAGUUAAUGAUUGUCCAGUGCAUGUUUGAUCUCA